AAUCCCAUUUUUCCUUAACCUUUCCAAUUAUAUAUAAACCUCAUCAAUCUCCAUCAACUUUCCUUCAGAACCCUUCUCUCUCUUUUCUUAUUUCUUCUUCUCUUAUUAAUCUUGCUUAUGGCUUCUCCAUGCAACAACAACAACUCUUCUGUCAAUGGCUUCUACAACUUCCUUACUCAAGGACUCAACAACCUUCACCAGAACAACAACAACUUCAUGUCUAUGCAGUUCAUGUCAAAGGUUCUUUCAUCUCUACAAUCUUUUCAUUCACAGUUAACCAUUCUUGUCCAGAGGCUUUGCUUGCCUGUUGGAGGAAAAUGGCUUGAUGAGUACAUGGAUGAAAGCUCUAGGCUUUGGGAUGUGUGUCAUGCCCUCAAAUCUGCCAUCUCUGGAAUGGAAAACUAUUACUCUUCUGCCUCCAAUAUAGCUUCCUCAAUGGAUAACUACCAUCACUUCACUCCUGAGCUUUCACAUCAGGUUAUUAGGGCAAUAAAGGUUUGUCAAAGGGAGAUUCUAGGAUUGGAAGAGGAGAACAAGAGCUUGAUGGAGACAAGGAUUCAACCAUUGUGUGAAUGUAUAAACAAGAGCAUCACAACUGAGUCAAAGUUGAAUGAGUUCAAUGGAUUCAGAGGUGUUCUUUAUGCAAUGAAGAGUGUUAGCUCAUUGCUCCUCAUGAUUCUCCUAUGUGGGGUUGCAUAUUGUUGCUCUUCUUCUUGCUUUGCAUUUCAACAAACAGGUUAUGAUCAUCAUCAUCAUCAUGAAGGCAACAACAACAACAACAACAACAUGGGUUUUGGAUCAAACUUCAUGGCUUCAAUGGGAAGGUUGCAGCACAAGGUUGCAGAAGAGAUUGAACAUGAGAUUAAUAAUAAUGGGCAGGCAGGGAUUUUGCUACAUGAAUUCACACAAGCAAAGGUUGCCAUGGAGGAAGUGAAAGUGGAGUUGGAGAGAGUAGUGGUGUAUGAAGAAGAAUAUGAAGAGGUUGUGAUUGAAGAGAAAGUUGAGAAUUUGAAGCAUUGUUUUGGGUUUUUGAGAUGUGGUCUUGAGACUAUAACAGGGCAACUUGAUGAUUUCUUUGAUGACAUUGUUCAAUCAAGGAAGAAGCUUUUGGAUAUUUGCACCCAUAACUAGAUUUUAAGAAUUUUUUGCAUUCUCAUUUUCUUCUAUAUAAAUUUGA
Messenger RNA from Arachis stenosperma, 1177 nucleotides. RefSeq lists its product as uncharacterized. The transcript is spliced from 2 exons. The record is from RefSeq and is a predicted model, not a curated record. Lineage: Eukaryota; Viridiplantae; Streptophyta; Magnoliopsida; Fabales; Fabaceae. Bases 118 to 1131 code for a protein of 337 amino acids.